Molecule: messenger RNA, 3861 nt
Organism: Trypanosoma brucei brucei TREU927
Lineage: Eukaryota; Euglenozoa; Kinetoplastea; Trypanosomatida; Trypanosomatidae
Gene: Tb927.4.770
Product: ubiquitin-protein ligase, putative
Exons: 1
Coding region: 1-3861 (1286 amino acids)
Biological process (GO): proteasome-mediated ubiquitin-dependent protein catabolic process; protein polyubiquitination
Molecular function (GO): ubiquitin protein ligase activity
Source: RefSeq, a predicted model, not a curated record
AUGUUUCUAUCCCUUGAUGUCACGCCAUCGCGGGCCCCAUAUGACCUGCUUUCAGAUCUUUGCACGCUUCUUAUUAUUGCAGGAGACUCGACAGAUGUUCCAUUGCAGCCACUCAUCAGGGCCAUUGAUAUGGCAUUGACAAAAGGCAGCAGCAGUGGUGAUGUGAUGGUAAUGGCUGCUCGUGCGAUUGUUAUUAUACUUGAUAGGCUUUCAGGCUCUUUAUUUUCUCUGGAUACGAGAAAUGGAUUGGAUACUUUCAGGAAAUGUUUUUCCACUGUGGUUUCCAUGGUGGACAUGCAAAAAAGAGAGUCACUGCACUUUGAGAAGUCAUCGGAGGGCGAGUUGAAGGAGGAGGUACUGCAGUGUUUAUCCCUUUCUAGCAAGUGUUGUGAACUUGCUGUUGUAGUGCCAUCCACAGAGGAACAGAUCCAGUUUUGUCUUGCUGCUGUGGAUGGCUCCAAGCGUACUUCGUGUAAAGUUCUCCAUCAUUCCAUCGGAUUGAUGCGACAGAAGGAACUGAAGAGUGCUACGGAUUGCAGGGCACUGGAACAGUUGGUGCAUCACCACCUGAUGGCUUUAUUUCACUUGGACAUUGACCACGAAUGGGACGAACUCCUCCGCACAGUUGUGGAGGGCAUUUUAACGUAUCGGGCGUGGUGCGCCCCGCGUGUUUUGUCCCCAGACCGACAAGGAGGAAAACAUCGCCGCGGGUCGGAAGAAGGGGGUGCAUCAUCAUCAUCCACUCAUAUAACUUCUCUUAGGAAUAUGAUGGUAACUUUACUUCAGAUUGGUGAGCGGAUCGCAGGUAGCGGGACGGCGAGUUCGCGUGUCCAACUCACACUGGCGUGCCUGGCUAGUGUGAUUGAAACUCACUUACUUCCCAGAGAAGCGUGCGAAUCGGCAAUGUUGUGGUUAGCGCAACUCUUGCUGCGGAGUGAAGUGCGCAGCGCGAGUUUUUCCAAUCCGUUUAAUAGCGGCAGUGACUCUGUGGCGGUUAAUGCUGAGCAACCGUGGAUCGACAGCACACCGACCUUGCCGAACUUACGAUGGGUCGUGCCAUCGCUGUUGUGGAGUGCCCUGGUGCUGUUGGCGAAGUUGUGUGGUGCAAAUUUUAACUUUCAGAGUGAAUAUAUAUGGGCAUGGCGUGGUAGAGACGAUGAGUACCAUUUGUACAUUAAAAAAGUCAGACGACGGUUGACGACAAUGUACUUCUCCGCUGAGCGGUCAAGGAUUGUUGCCCCGGGUCGUCACGUGAUUGAUUUGCAAACCAUGACGGACAACUUUGCACACGGCGACACAGCCUCAAGGGUGCAUUUCCAACCCAUACCGUGUGCCAUAUCAUUUGAUGGGGGACUAGCUAUUCCGACACGAGGUAUGAUGCUUAAGAAAAAGGUUUGCGCUGCUGUGCAAGAUGCGUUACGUCCCUUGUCAUUCGGACACACGCAGGUGGCCUCUUUGGCGCGUUCCAUACGGUUUUAUAUCAUAUGCAGUGGCGACCCCACGAACACGAUGGACGUCAUUACCGCUUUCUGCAGUCUACCAGCUGAUCAGAAGGAGCCUACAGUUGGCGAAAUAUGCGCUACACUGCUGAAACGAGAUAAAAGAUGGGCAAGUGUACUGCAGGAAGCCGGGGUUGCUGACACGCCGGCCGCCGAGUGUUUGGCCCGAGAUGGAGGUAAAAAGAACAGGAUUGAAAGCUCAACUUCAGAGGUAAAGCGUGGCGCCGACUGUCUGCGGGAGGUUCAACGGUCCCCUGGUAAUGUGCUGGCGUUCUUGCGUACAACCUCCUCCUCAGAAUUGUUGGCGUUUGUCCAAGGGUUGGAGAAGUCGCCGUAUGGUGAGGAGCAGAUGAUGGCUUUGUGUGAAGAAAUGAAAAAAGAUGAUGUACUGGCUUCACGGAUGAGAACUGUCGCACAAACAUAUGUGUUGCGUGUGCUUCAUCAUACGGCAUCGUGCAAACCCGUGGGUGAGGACCUUGCGGAGAGAGUGCGCAGCACUUCUUAUACAGUAAACAUCUGCAGUGCAGGUGAUCGAAUUAAGGGGAAGGGCGCUCCGCGGUGUCCCAAUGGACAUGCUCUUCGUGUACACUUUAGUGUUAACUGGAGAUGUGAUUCUUGUGCUUUCGCGAAUGCAUUUGGAUCCCUUGCAUGCAGAGACUGUAAUUAUGACUUAUGUAGUAACUGUGUAGACGAGAAGCUUUCUCGCAUGGAGACAAAUUCCUCGGCAGUCGUUGGGGAUGUCAUACAAUCCUGGAAGGCGUUAAAGUUGAAAAGAUCGCCUUCCACCAGUAGCACUUCUUCUCAAAAAAGAAAAAGUGGUUGCAGCGGGAAUGCCGGUGAAGUGAUGCUUUUUACUUCGAGUGGUGUUGUACCCGCUAGCCGACCUGUAUCGUUGCUUGAAGGAAAUGAUGUACACAUAGCCCCAGUAGGCGGUGAGUGUCGUUGCUGCAUCCCUUGUCCUCCGUUUGUCGCAUGCUCAGCGGCUCACAAUAUUGCUGAACACUCAUCAUUACGUGUGUUCUUGCACACUUUCCUCGCCACGCGACCUCAGCGGUGGGUUGACACCGCUGUUGAACUUUCCAUCGUAAAUGCCCUCGAGUCGCGCGGUGAAGACAUUUUCCUAAGCGGGGUUUCUGGUAUUCCAUCACGAGUGGUUCUUAUACUUCAGGAGGUGGCUCCAUAUAUUUCGCUUGCGUUCAAGCGUAACAUGGCUCACUUUCUUGCCGUUGGAUGCUGCAGGUUUGGCCUCUACCACUUGCAAGAUGUCGGUGUGAAUGUACGGGGAACUGUUACUGGAAGCAUAGCUAGUAAUGGUCUUGCGUUUAAGGUAACGGUGAAGAGGAAUACUGAAAGCAUUACGAACACGUUGUACAAAGUUUUUCUGGAAUAUCCCACGUUGCGUAACAAAGUGGAGUUUAAUUUUGAGGGCGAGGAGGGCACAGGAGAAGGUCCAACACAGGAGUUGUAUGCCGAGCUGUCACGUCGGUAUCGCAGCAUGUCGGAACUAUGGCACCACCGGGAUGAUGGUGUGUGCAUCGCCUUUCCCAGCAUGCAGCAGGUUCAUCCCAAGAGGUUCUUUGUUCUCGGUGCUAGCUGUGGUCGGGCCUUCGCUGAUGGCUAUACGAUGGAUAUUAGUCUUUUGCCGGUCGUGUGGCCGCUUAUCCGCUCACAAACUCCUUCAGUGGAGGUGUUGUGGCAUCUCUUGGAGGAGGUCGAACCGGCCCUGGCGAAUUCCUACAAGUGCGUUCUCCAAGCGACGGAUGCCGAACUUGAACAAAUGGGCCUUGAGGACGAGGAAACUGGUGAGGCGCUGACCGUUUCAACGGCUAAGUUUUAUGUGGAAAAGUGUGUAGAGAGGCGCCUGACUAAUGCUGUUUCGAAUCUCCACUGGUUUGCGCGUGGUCUUGCAAGUGUUGUGGAUCUUGACGCCUUUUGGUUUUUCACAGAUGAUGAAAUGAGUGCAAUUAUUUGUGGCUUCUCUGCGGAGGACUCCGAGGAGAAACUUUUUAGUGAAGAGGCGCUGCGUGCUGCUGUCAUGGAGGCACAUGGCUACUCCACUGGUUCUCAGGAGGUCGAAACGUUCAUUUCUCUUGUCGGUGAUGAGUUUACUCGUGAACAGCAACAACUUUUUAUUGAGUUUCUAACAGGAUGCCCUCAGCUUCCCCUGAAUGGCUUGGAUGGGCUUGGGAGGAAAAUAACUGUUGUCCGGAAGGAGUUGGAGGGUCGUGGCGAGCAGACGCUGCCAUCGUGCAACACUUGUUUUCUCUAUUUUAAGCUUCCCCCGUACUCAACACGAAAAAUAAUGAAGGAACGUCUUUUGGUAGCAAUCACCGAGGGCAGAAGGAACUUCAGUUUGUCGUAA